Messenger RNA from Symbiodinium sp. CCMP2456, 2778 nucleotides. Lineage: Eukaryota; Dinophyceae; Suessiales; Symbiodiniaceae. The record is from the annotation of a GenBank genome assembly.
AUGACAAGCCAAGCUGCUUUGGCAGCCGCGCUGGCGGUGCAGGAGUCACUGCGGCGUGCAGCCGAAAGCUGCGAGCUGGUUCUGCAACAUGAGGCAACUCUUGGCCAAGAGAUCGCGGAGCUUCAGGUCCCUGCCAUCGGUUCCAGCGUGCUCUCUGCCUGCCACGAGCUUGCCGGGUCUGUGAGGCAUGGUACCGAAGCCGAGGUGCGGUUGCUAUCGGGCUAUGUGCCUUUCCUGGAGUCGACAGGUUACGUGUGGCUGGACUUUGGCAUCGCCAGCACCUUCCUAGUCGUGCUCGCCAUCCUUUGGGAAUGUCUUUUCCUGCGGAGCACACUGCGCUGCUGCCGGAAGGGGAUCGACCUCAGCGCGAUCCGCAAAAAAGUUCAGGAGGAAGGGGGACGGCUGGAAGUCGCCGGGUGGAACCACGGCACAAUGGAAGCCGAUGAGAGCGACAGCGAUGAGGAAGGCACCGAGACGAAGGCCGCCUUUUGGGCCGGUUUGGCGGAAGAAGACGGCAAGCAGCGAUUCGACCCCUACCAAGAGGAGACGACUCCCACCUGCGAGGUGGGGUUCGAGCAUCUGAACUUUGCCGGCAAAGCUUCGGGAGGUCAAGCCGAAGUCUCUUUGUACCGUCGGGGCGACACAUCCGAGCUCGUCUCCGUGCGGCUGCGGCCAUGUGAGUCGCCAGAGGAGUCCGCCGAUUGCGUUGCCUGCAAUGACAAGGAUUUCGUGUUGGACGACACUGUCGUUGAGUUCCAGCCCAACGACACAACUGCCUCAUUGUCCAUACCGUUGCACCUCCAGGCAAAGUACAGAGCCACCCAGUAUUUCGAGGUGGAACUCGUGGAGGUGGUUUCCGGACGAGCUGCUUUGGGUGGCCCAACAAUUGGUCUUGAAACGGAGCAUCGCAAGGCUCGAGUCUAUAUCUUCAACGACUACGCCUUCCCGUGCAACGUCCCCAAAGAGAGAAGGGAGUCCAAGUUCUGGAUCACCUGGUACUACCUGCAGGAGCGCCGGUUGUCGAGAGGUCUGCGAUGGUGGAAGACCUUGGCGGGCCUCUUGUAUCAGCCGAUCCACAGCGUUUGCGUCAUGGCGUUGGUCCAAAAGGAGGCCCUAGACCGGGUAUCUGAUCCAGACGCUCCUGGAGACAAGCUGCUGGAGAUUGCCAUGCUCGGCGUGGUAUCGUUCCUGUCCUUGGCGUUGCUCCGCUGGGGGGACAAGGUGGCGACCGAGAAUCGUGGUCGUACCGGCGGCACUCGCAUGGUGCACCGACGACAGCUUUUCGCGAAGCUCCUGAUGCUGGAUGCCGAGGAGCUUUCUAAGGUUGAUGGCCACUGGUGGUUCUACGUGGGAGUCAACAACACGGAUGUUAUGGCCAAGGAUGCUUAUUACCAAGGAUUCGUGGUUCUCCAGAGUGGCUUCGGGCUCCUCUUGUCUAUCGCCAUGAUCUGCUAUGCGCAGCUAAGCAAGCUGGCAGAGGAAGAAGUGGGUGAUGAAUUGGUCAAUCUCAUCAUGCCGACAGUGGCCCUGGUGGCCACGAUGUUCCUCUGCGCCUUUGCCGUUCUUCGGCUGCCCAGGCUUGGGAAACUCCUCGUGCAGCGAAUGCAGGGUGAGGCGGCCUGGGUGGACACCUUGUCCUGGCUUUGCCACGCAGGGGCCUCCAUGCGGAGCCUUGCUACGCGCACUCAUUCUAAGCUGGACAUGCGCUUCACCGCGGAAAGCCGGUUCUUCCAAACCUUCCACAUCAAAGCGCGUGACUGGAGCAACGACACCAUCUGGUUCACCAAGUGGAUCACACACCUUAUACGCGUCCUCAUCCUGAUCUUGGGUACAGCGGCGCUGCUGAAGAGUCGACGGGCAGGUUCAGACGUCUUCCAAUCUGGCGACUUCGUAUUCCAGCUGAAAGUCUUCGCUAGCUGCGGCAAGUACCUGGAGAAGGUCAUCUCCUCGCUGAUCAAGAUGUUCUCGGCGAGUGUAGGGCUGCAGCAGUUCGCAACUUUGGUGAACCUCCCCGAGAAGUCCGCCGUAAAGUCCAGCGAGUCGCAUGUUGUCCAUGCUCACGGGUCCAACGAGAUUCGGUUUGUGAAGGAUGAUUCUGCUGGAAUGAAUCUCAAGCGAAAUAAAUCGAGGAUGCUGAAACGAAGCUUUUCGAUUCCGCUCGGCGGCGCCGUUCGCGUCACGAGCACCAAGGAGAGAGAGCUCGUCAACUUCUUCUCACAGGUCGGCGAGCUGACGAUGGUCCCUUUUGGUCGGCUGUAUCGGCCUGAGGGCAUCCGGGUUGGCUACGUGCCUGCUGUGGCAUUGCGACCUCCGCAUACCAAGGUCGCCGAGGAGAUCGAAGACGGCUGCCCCAUCGACUUGGCAGAUGGUGAGUCCGAGAGAUUAGUCCAACUGUUGGAAAUCACCCCGACGAAGAGGAUGCAGGACCUCCGGCCCGGAGAGGCCCAGUUGGUGGCGAUUCUUUUGGCGGUUUUCCGCGACCCGGAUGUGCUCGUUUUGAACAGGCCCUGCGCCUUGUUGACCGACUCGCAGCACCGGAAGGUCUGGACUAUCCUGGAUUUGUGGCAGAUGGGCGGUGCGGCGAAAGUCUUGGGAAGCCUGGGUUUCGCGGCGGACUUGCCCUCAAGGUCCGGCGCGCCUCGUCGCAAGCGGACCGUGAUAACUUCACAGCAGGACUUGGCGCUGGAUCCAACUUUGAGUUGCUCGGUCUACGAUUUGGACUUAGACACUGGCAAAGGUGUGUUCGUCCCACGUAGCCAGACGAGAACAUCGUUUUAG